Molecule: messenger RNA, 2892 nt
Organism: Kogia breviceps (pygmy sperm whale)
Lineage: Eukaryota; Metazoa; Chordata; Mammalia; Artiodactyla; Physeteridae
Gene: CEP85
Product: centrosomal protein 85
Cellular component (GO): centrosome
Source: RefSeq, a predicted model, not a curated record
UGGCGGGUGUGUAACGGCCGUUAGGCGAGCUGAGGCACUGAACCGCCGUCCGCAGCCGACGUGGUCGCAGUGGUUGGUGUCCCUGAGUGAGGGAUUUCGCUGCCCGCUUUCAAGCUCAUUUUCAGCUGAAUGAGAACAAGUUACGGGGAAUUAAAAGAUAGUGGAGAGAUCUGACUGCUUCCUUCAUUCUACAGCUGGCUCAAAUAACCGUGUUGAUGGCCAUGCAGGAGAAAUACCCAAGUGAGCGGUUCUCUCAUGCCACAUCACCAGGUUCCAAUGUGAUUCAGAGGGGCGGUUCCCUGGGGACUGAAUGGCAGACCCCAGUUAUCUCAGAGGCCUUUCGGAGCCGCUUCAGCCGCUGUUCAAGUAUAGCCGACAGUGGGGACACAGCCAUUGGCACAUCAUGCUCAGACAUUGCGGAGGAUUUUUGCAGCUCAAGUAGCAGUCCUCCUUUCCAGCCCAUCAAAAGCCACGUAACCAUUCCAACAGCCCAUGUGAUGCCUUCUACUUUGGGGACCUCUCCUGCCAAGCCAAAUUCUCCUGCCGGACCCUCUUCUUCCAAACUUCCUUUGUCAGGGCUGACUGAAAGUGUGGGGAUGACAAGAAAUGGAGACCUCGGUGCAAUGAAACGUUCUCCAGGCCUGUCUAGAGAUUUCAUGUAUCUUUGUGGUGCUGCUGGAGAGAAUGGAGUUGAGCAGUCCUGGUUUCCAGCAGUGGGCCAUGAAAGAGAAGAAGAGGCAAGGAAGUUUGAUAUUCCCAAUAUGGAGUCUACCCUCAAUCAGUCGGUAAUGAUGGAGACACUUUAUUCAGAUCCCCACUACCGAGUCUCCUUCCACAACCCAAGAACCGACACAAACAAGGAGUUAUACAAAGUGUUGCCUGAGACCAAGAAGGCACCAGGCAGUGGGGCGGUAUGUGAGCGGAAUGGACCACACCCUAGUGGCAGCGGGGUUCUUCCUUUGGGACUUCAGCCUGCUCCUGGGCUCUCCAAGCCUCUACCUUCUCAGGUGUGGCAACUGAAUCCUGACCCUUGGCAUCCCCGCGAGCGAUCUUGUGAGCUCAGCACUUGUCAGCAGCAGCUGGAUUUGAUCCGUUUACAGAUGGAGCAAAUGCAGCUUCAGAAUGGAGCCAUCUGCCACCAUCCUGCUGCUUUUUCUCCUUCAUUGCCCACAUUAGACCCAGCACAGUGGAUCAGCAUCUUGAACAGUAAUGAAAACCUUCUGAAGGAAAAGGAGCUCCUUAUUGACAAGCAGAGGAAACAUAUCUCUCAGCUGGAGCAGAAAGUGCGAGAGAGCGAACUACAAGUCCACAGUGCUCUUUUGGGCCGCCCUGCCCCCUUUGGGGAUGUCUGCUUGCUGAGGCUGCAGGAAUUGCAGCGAGAGAACACUUUCUUACGUGCACAGUUUGCACAGAAGACAGAAGCCUUGAGCAAAGAAAAGAUGGAGCUUGAAAAGAAACUCUCUGCUUCAGAAGUUGAAGUCCAGCUCAUCAGAGAGUCACUCAGAGUGGCAUUGCAGAAGCAUUCAGAGGAGGGGAAGAAACAGGAAGAAAGGGUCAAGGGUCGUGAUAAACAUAUCAAUAAUUUGAAAAAGAAAUGUCAGAAGGAAUCAGAGCAGAACCGGGAGAAGCAGCAGCGUAUUGAGACCUUGGAACGCUACCUGGCUGAUCUGCCCACCUUGGAAGACCAUCAGAAGCAGAGCCAGCAGCUUAAGGAUUCUGAAUUGAAGAGCACAGAGCUGCAGGAGAGAGUGACUGAGCUGGAGAGUUUGCUGGAGGAGACCCAGGCAGCCUGCAGAGAGAAGGAGGUUCAACUGGAAAGCCUGAGACAGAGGGAAGCAGAAUUCUCCUCCACUAGACAUAGCCUGCAAGAUAAGCAGUUUGUGGAGGUGGCCAGUGGAGAAGAUACAGCUCAACGGGGAGAAGGUCCGCAAGUGGAAAUGGAGUCCUGGCAGAAGGAAUGUGAUUCCCUUCAAAAGAUUGUGGAGAAGCAACAGCAGAAGAUUGAUCAGUUGCGUUCACAAGUACAGAGCCUAGAGCAGGAAGUGUCUCAAGAAGAAGGAACAAGCCAGGCCCUGAAAGAGGAGGCCCAAAGGAGGGAGACAGCCCUGCAGCAGCUGCGCACAGCUGUGAAAGAGCUUUCAGUACAGAACCAGGACCUUAUUGAGAAGAAUCUGACGCUCCAAGAACACCUGCGCCAGGCCCAGUCAGGGUCCCCAUCUUCAUCAGACACGGCCCAGCUGGCAUCUGAGCUGCAUCAGGAGUUGGCCAGUUGCCUUCGAGAUCUGCAGGCUGUCUGUAGCAUUGUGACCCAGAGGGCCCAGGGUCAUGACCCCAAUCUCUCCCUGCUCCUGGGCAUUCACUCUACACAGCACGCAGGGACUCAGCUAGAUUUUCAGAAGCCGGAUGUGAUGAGGAGGAAACUAGAAGAGGUUCAACAGCUACGCCGUGACAUCGAGGACUUAAGGACCACCAUGUCAGACAGAUACGCCCAGGACAUGGGAGAAAACUGUGUCACACAGUGAGGAAUGCUGGGGGUGGGACAGGCUGUAUUCCCCAAGGGAGAAUCUGGUUUGCUGAGAGCCCGGUCCAGCAGGUCCUGCCCUGACAAUCUCUUGCCUCCUGUCUGCUGCUAUUCCCAGAGAAGGGAUGGAGGGGAGGUAUGAGCCUGCAUCUGGGGCCAAGGGCUGAUUAGAGAAUUUUGUUUGCCUUGCCCCACUCUGGCUUUGCCUUGUUGGAUUGCAUUUGUCCUGUCAUCCUGAUUCACCCUUUGAGGAUGAGUUAAUAAUUAACUUUUGCAGGUAGACUGGUAAGUCCUCACAGACUAUUCCCAGUUGCAGGCUGACGUCAAAGGCAAGCAGGCCACUUACCUCCUUUUUCCAUCCUUUGGGAUGG